UUGAACAAAACCUCAUCUCUUCUUAAAAAGAAAGGAAAAAAAGCAGUUAAUCUCUUUUCUGAAAGUCUCUUUAUAUAUGUCCCUCCCCUCCUCCCAGAGAGGAACAGUAAAGGGAGGAGCUUACUCACUGUUCUAACCACACUUCGUAGGUCUUGAGUGCUUUUUGGUUUCCUGUCGGCUGUAAUUCAACUCUGUGCCAUCUUGACUUGCCCGAAGGGUGGAUAAAUACCUAGGUGACUGCACCGAGAAGGGGAGUGAGUUCUCAUAGUCUGAUUUGAACAUAAGGCAUGAGAUUGAAUUUGUGAAAGCUUUCUGUAGCCUCUGAAGACAUCUUUUUUUUUUUUCCUGUGACAUUGACUUUCUUCAUUAUAUUUGUGGGCUGUUGUUUCUAAGAAGAAUUUAUCAUGACUCUGCUGGAACCUGAGAUGUUAAUGAUGGCGGUACAGUCAGUGCUGCAGUUGAAGCUCCAGCAGCGCCGGACCCGGGAAGAGCUGGUGAGCCAAGGGAUCAUGCCGCCUUUGAAAAGCCCAGCUGCAUUUCAUGAGCAGAGAAGGAGCUUGGAGCGGGCCAGGACAGAGGACUAUUUGAAACGGAAGAUUCGUUCACGGCCUGAGAGAUCGGAGCUGGUCAGGAUGCAUAUUUUGGAAGAAACCUCGGCUGAGCCUUCCCUCCAGGCCAAGCAGCUGAAGCUCAAGAGAGCCAGGCUAGCCGAUGACCUCAACGAGAAGAUUGCACAGAGGCCUGGCCCCAUGGAGCUGGUGGAGAAGAACAUCCUGCCUGUGGAGUCCAGCCUGAAGGAAGCCAUCAUUGUGGGCCAGGUGAACUACCCGAAAGUAGCAGACAGCUCUUCCUUUGAUGAGGACAGCAGCGAUGCCUUAUCCCCUGAGCAGCCUGCCAGCCACGAGUCCCAGGGUUCAGUGCCAUCACCCCUGGAGGCCCGUGUCAGCGAACCACUGCCCAGUGCCACUUCCGUAUCUCCCACUCAGGUUGUGUCACAGCUCCCAACAGGCCCAGAUUCCGGAGAAAUGCUCUUCCUGGCAGAGCACCCCCCUCUGCCUCCCCCGCCUCUGCUACCUCCCAGCCUCACCAACGGAACCUCGGUCCCCACUGCCAAGGCCACCCCCACGCUCAUUAAGCAAAGCCAACCCAAGUCUGCCAGUGAGAAGUCACAGCGCAGCAAGAAGGCCAAGGAGCUGAAGCCAAAGGUGAAGAAGCUCAAGUAUCACCAGUAUAUUCCCCCGGACCAAAAGCAGGACAAGGGGGUGCCACCCAUGGAUUCCUCCUAUGCCAAGAUCCUGCAGCAGCAGCAGCUCUUCCUGCAGCUGCAGAUCCUCAACCAGCAGCAGCAGCAGCACUACAACUACCAGACCAUCCUGCCCGCCCCACCAAAGUCAGCAGGUGAGGUUCUGGGAAGCAGUGGGGCACCCCAGGUCCGCAGCCUCUCCACUAAUAAUAGCAGCUCCAGCACGGGUACCCCUGGGCCCAGUGGGCUGGCACGUCAGAACAGCACCUCAAUGACUGGAAAGCCGGGAGUUCUGCCGGCCAACCUUGAUGACAUGAAGGUGGCAGAACUGAAGCAGGAGCUGAAGCUGCGGUCAUUGCCUGUGUCAGGCACUAAGACAGAGCUGAUCGAGCGCCUGCGCACCUACCAAGAUCAAAUUAGCCCUGCUCCAGGAGCCCCCAAGGCCCCUGCCACCACCUCUAUUCUGCCCAAGGCUGGUGAGGUAGUGGUGGCCUUCCCAGCGGCCCGGCUGAGCACAGGACCAGCCUUGGUGGCAGCUGGCCUGGCCCCAACUGAGGUGGUAGUGGCCACGGUGACCAGCAAUGGAGUGGUGAAGUUUGGCAGCACGGGCUCCACACCUCCUGUGUCUCCCACUCCCUCAGAGCGUUCACUGCUUAGCACGGGUGAUGAGAACUCCACCCCUGGGGACACAUUUGGAGAGAUGGUAACGUCACCCCUGACACAGCUCACCCUGCAGGCCUCGCCACUGCAGAUCUUCGUGAAGGAGGAGGGCCCCCGAGCUGGGUCUUGUUGCCUGAGCCCUGGGGGGCGGGCAGAGCUGGAGGGUCGUGACAAGGACCAGAUGCUGCAGGAGAAGGACAAGCAGAUCGAGGAACUGACCCGCAUGCUCCGGCAGAAGCAGCAGCUAGUGGAGCGGCUGCGGCUGCAGCUGGAGCAGGAAAAGCGGGCCCAGCAGCCUGCCCCUGCCCCCACUGCACUCUGCACCCCAGUGAAGCAGGAGAAUAGCUUCUCUAGCUGCCAGCUGAGCCGACAGCCUCUGGGCCCUAUUCACCCCUUCACCCCUACCCUGGCAGCCUCAACUACCAACCACAUAGAUACUUGUACCCCAGCCCCUGGGACCUCUGCUGUGAUGGUGAAGCAGGAGGUCGUGCUGCCUGAGCCCGAGCAGGUUCCUGUCCCCCAGCUGCUGCUGGGCUCCCAGGGCCCCGGCCUCAUCAAGGGAGUCGCACCUCCCACCCUUAUCACCGACUCCACAGGGACCCACCUUGUCCUCACCGUGACCAAUAAGAAUGCAGAUAGCCCUGGCCUGUCCAGUGGGAGCCCCCAGCAGCCCUUGUCCCAGCCUGGUUCUCCAGCCCCCGGCCCACCCACACAGAUGGACCUGGAGCACCCACUGCAGCCUCUCUUUGGGAGCCCCCCUUCUCUGCUGAAGAAGGAGCCGCCUGGGUAUGAGGAAGCCAUGAACCAGCCCAAACAGCAGGAAAAUGGUUCCUCGAGCCAGCAGAUGGAUGACCUGUUUGACAUUCUUAUUCAGAGUGGAGAAAUUUCAGCAGAUUUCAAGGAGCCACCAUCCCUGCCAGGGAAGGAUAAGCCACCCUCGACAGCAGCCUGUGGGUCCCCCUUGGCUGCCCAGCCCUCACCUUCUGCCGAGCUACCCCAGGCUGCCCCAUCUCCGCCAAGCCCCCCCUCCCUCCCUGGUCGCCUGGAGGACUUCCUGGAGAGCAGCACAGGGCUGCCUCUGCUGACCAGUGGGCACGAAGGGUCAGAGCCCCUUUCCCUCAUUGAUGACCUCCAUAGCCAGAUGCUGAGCAGCUCUGCCAUCCUGGACCACCCCCCGUCACCUAUGGACACCUCGGAAUUGCACUUUGCCCCUGAGCCUAGCAGCAGCAUGGGCCUGAACCUGGCUGAUGGGCACCUGGACAGCAUGGACUGGCUAGAGCUGUCGUCCGGCGGUCCUGUGCUAAGCCUGGCCCCCCUCACUACCACAGCCCCCAGCCUCUUCUCCACGGACUUCCUUGAUGGCCACGAUUUGCAGCUGCACUGGGAUUCCUGUUUGUAGUUCUCUAGCUCCAGAGACUGGGUGUGGGGAAGGGGCUGGAAAUUGGGAAGCCAUAGAACUUUGGCAAGGUGGCCCUUACCUACUUGAUUCAGCCUCUCCUUGUGGUUGUCUUGACAAUCAGUCUUUUUUUUUUCCUUCCCUAGGGGGCUGGAACAGAGGGGGUCCCUACUCCUGGUGCAGUCUUACCCAGGACAGAGGCGAGCAGAUGUUGAGAAGCUCUGGGUCCCAUGCUGGGGUCUUAGAGACCUGGACAGGGUUGGGCCAUUUCAAUUUGACCUCCUUUUUUGAGGUCCAAGGUACACCUCCUGGCUGUAGUUUGGCUAAGUGGGUGAGCCCCAUGCUGAUAGGGGUUGAGGGAUUAGUCUCCUUCCUGUCUCUUACCCUUUGCCAUAAGGGAAGAAACUUCAGCCCUCUACCUCCCCGUUCCCUGUUGUCUGCCAACCCCAGGCUCCCGCCGAGGCUUCCUGGGAGGGGGCUCCCUGCCAUUUUAGUGUCUUGGUGUAGUGUAAUCAUUUAGUGGUUAGUGGCAAAAUUUUUCUGUACAGGUGUAUAUACCUCUAUAUUAUAUAUCAAUAUACAUAUAUAUACAUAUAGUGGGGGGGAUGGGAGGCGGGUGUAGCUCCCUCCCAUCUUACUCACAGAAGGGCCUGCAGCGCCACAGCUCCUAGGUCUUGGACGCAGAGGCACCUUCGAGCUGUGUGCCACAUGGCUUGGUGCCCUGCCUGGCAUGCAGCUGCCUGACCCACCCAUCACGUGUGUGUGACAUGUAGACACCCUGCCACAGCCUGUGCCCCACCUGCCCUGCUUCCUGGAUGCUUACCAGUGCCACUAGGGCAGAGGUGCUUCCUGGUCAUCCUGCCAGGGCCUCUCCACCCACAUUCCGUCCCCCUUGCCUCACUGCAGCCAACAUGGCUCUGGGACAGAGGGGCUUUGGGCCCAGCUCCACCUUCCCAUGGGGCUGAGAGGUGGCUGUGAAGCUGUGGAAUCCCCCUACCCUGGUGGCCCCACAUUCUGGCCUGAUUUGUAGAGGAGUUAGGGACACAAGUCACCGAAACCAGUGCUGGGAAAAGGUGGGGAAGCUGUGUGAACUUUUUAAAAUAAAAACAAAAACACUGG
Molecule: messenger RNA, 4418 nt
Organism: Otolemur garnettii (small-eared galago)
Lineage: Eukaryota; Metazoa; Chordata; Mammalia; Primates; Galagidae
Gene: MRTFA
Product: megakaryoblastic leukemia (translocation) 1
Exons: 13
Coding region: 405-3302 (965 amino acids)
Biological process (GO): smooth muscle cell differentiation
Source: RefSeq, a predicted model, not a curated record